CUAAAAAGUAUAUUCCUAUUUUACAACCGUAGCCGGUGUUUCACCUGUAGAAUAUAUAUAUUUUUUUUUUUCCCCUAACAAAAACAAAAACUUCCGCUUGUCAAACUUGCCCACUUCCGGCGCAAUACGUGUGGCAACUUUUGCUUUCAUUGUCGACUAGAGAGAUGCAAAGAACAGUGCUACCCCCCGUCGGGCCCACAGACCUGCCCCUCUCCCUCCUGGAGAUGGGCUGCUCCGGGCGGUUCGAGCUCAUCACCCACCCGCUCCCAGGAGACCAGCCGCUGCCUCCACAGAGCACGCUCCCAUGUGGCCUCCCUCCCACCAGCGUAGACUUGAAGACAGAAGUAAAGAGGCAAUUUCUGUCCGACCCCGCCUGGCUGCCCCUCCACGACAUAGACGCUGCCUUCCACAGGUUCCUCAAGGUGUCCCACAGGGACGUGCAGGUGGAUAAGCUGCUGCAGUGCUCCCCCUCACCGCUCCACUCCGGUCUGUCGGUGGUCCGAGACCCCACCACUGGCCUGCUGCUGGACUUCACAGAGGUGCUGCUGGAGGACACGGGCCUGUCUGCCAAGAACUCCCUGUCCUUCCAGCGCCAGCCUGGCCCCCCCGCAGAGAGCCUGCGUGGCAGCAACACCAACUUCCCCUUCCUGCCGGGAGGCAUGGAGGAGCUCAGCCUGGAGCAGAUCCAGAAGAGGACGGCGCUGGAGGAGGACAUCGACUUUGAGAGCGGUCUCCUGCAGGUCCCCCCUGGACUCAAAGCAGGGAUGGACUUCAGCGGCAAAGACGCCACCUUGGCCAAGCCAGAGGUGAACCUCAUGACGCUGCUGUCCUCCUUUGAUGACAUCAUGACUCUGGAGCCAGAGGUGGUGGAGCAGGAAGUGGGCGGAGGUGGAGCGGAGAAGGCCAAGCUGCCCCGCACCAACAGCCUGGAAGACCUGGGCAUCAAGGACACCGGGCCGCCCGCUGCAGCCUCGGUGAAGGGGGUGGAGGCCAAGGCUAAACCACCGGGGGAGCCAGAGAGCACCAAGAAAUGGGCCAUCCCCGUAGACAUCUCCUCCCCCUGCCUGGACUUCUACAAACGUAUCCCAAACCCCGCCUUCAAGUGGCCCUUCGAGCCGGACGUCUUCCAGAAGCAGGCCAUCCUGCGGCUGGAGGCCCACGAGUCGGUUUUCGUAGCGGCACACACCUCCGCCGGCAAGACGGUGGUGGCCGAGUACGCCAUCGCCCUCUCCCAGAAACACAUGACCAGGACGAUCUACACCUCCCCCAUCAAGGCCCUGUCCAACCAGAAGUUCCGAGACUUCAAGAACACGUUCGCAGACGUGGGGCUGUUGACGGGCGACGUCCAGAUCAGCCCCGAGUCCUCCUGUCUCAUCAUGACCACCGAGAUCCUCAGGUCCAUGCUGUACAACGGCUCAGAGGUCAUCCGGGACCUGGAGUGGGUGAUCUUCGACGAGGUCCACUACAUCAACGACACCGAGAGAGGCGUGGUGUGGGAGGAGGUGCUAAUCAUGCUGCCGGACCACGUUAGCAUCAUCCUGCUGAGCGCCACCGUGCCCAACGCCCUGGAGUUCAGCGAGUGGAUCGGUCGCAUCAAGAAGAAGCACAUCUACGUGAUCAGCACGGCCAAGAGGCCGGUGCCGCUGGAGCACUUCCUGUACACGGGGAACAGCAGCAAGACGCAGAAGGAGCUUUUCCUGCUGCUCGACCCCACCGGGAACUUCCUCACCAAAGGGUACUACGCGGCGGUAGAGGCCAAGAAGGAACGCACAAGCAAACACGCCCAGUCGUUCGGCACCAAGAACGCGUCCCAGUCCACGACAGCCAAUCAGGACAAGGCGCAGUGGCUCGCCCUGCUCCACUUCCUGACGUCGCGGCAGCAGACGCCCGUGGUGGCGUUCACCUUCUCGCGGACGCGCUGCGACGACAACGCGCGCUCGCUGGCCUCCAUGGACAUGACCAGCUCGGUGGAGAAGGCCGAGAUCCACUCCUUCUUCACCAAGAGCAUCAGCCGGCUCAGGGGCGCCGACCGCAACCUGCCCCAGAUCCUGCUGAUGAGGGACCUGCUGAAGCGCGGCGUGGCGGUCCACCACAGCGGCAUCCUGCCCAUCCUGAAGGAGGUGAUCGAGAUGCUGUUCUCGCGCGGCCUGGUGAAGGUGCUGUUCGCCACCGAGACCUUCGCCAUGGGCGUCAACAUGCCCGCCCGCACGGUGGUGUUCGACAGCAUCCGGAAACACGACGGCACCGGCUUCAGGAACCUGCUGCCCGGAGAGUACAUCCAGAUGGCGGGCCGCGCCGGUAGGAGGGGCCUCGACGCCACGGGAACCGUCAUCAUCCUGUGUAAGAAGGGCGUGCACGACAUGGCGGACCUCCACGUCAUGAUGCUGGGUAAGCCCACGGUGCUGCAGUCCCAGUUCAGGCUGACCUACACCAUGAUCCUCAACCUGCUCAGGGUGGAGGCGCUCAGGGUCACGGACAUGAUGAGGAGGAGCUUCUCCGAGAACCACCGAGACACCCAGGCCCAGGAGAAGAGGAUCAGGGAGCUGAAGGAGGUGCUAUCCACUCUGCCUCCUCUGGAGACGGGAGGCCAGCUGUCAGACCUGGUGCCCUACUACCACAUCGUCACCGAGCUACGGCUCACUGCCAGUGUCCUACAGCGGGCCACCCUGGAGUCGGUCAGUGGUCUGAAGGCCCUGUCUACGGGCAGAGUCAUCGUCGUCAACAGCAACCAGCAUCCCAACGCCCUCGGAGUCAUCCUGCAGGUGUCCAGUGACUCUGUGAACCGGACCUUCACGGCUCUGAUCAUCUGUGAGAAGGGGAACGAGGAAGAGGAGGGCAGCUCCUCCAACCCUGCUCCUCCUCCCGUCCACACCUCUGCCCUCUUCAUCCCAGAAGGGCCCUGCAGUCACACAGUCCAGAAGUUGAAGCCCACGGAGAUCUCCGGCAUCACGGUGAAGACCCUGAAGGUGAUCCCCGACCGCAUCAUCGACAACUACAGCAAGAGGCAGCAGCCGCGCUUCAGGCACGACCCCCCCGGGCAGGCCAUCUCCACGGCGACGCAAGAGCUCCUGCGAUUGGCCGAGGCCAACCCGGACGGGCUGGCGACCCUGGACCCCGUGAACGACCUCCAGCUGAAGAGCGUGGAGGUGGUGGAGGCGUCCAUGAGGCUGCGGGCGCUCAACGACGGCCUCAAGGACUUCAACUGCACCAACUCCCCAACCUUCACCGAGCAGUUUGCUCGUGUGCAGGAGAGGUUCGGUGUGCAGGAAGAGCUGGACAAACUGCUCUUCCUGGUUUCUGACCAAUCGCUGUCCCUGCUACCCGAGUACCACCAGAGGAUCAAGGUGCUCCAGACGCUGCAGUACGUGGACGCGGGCGGGGCGGUGCAGCUGAAGGGGCGCGUGGCAUGCCAGAUCAGCUGCCACGAGCUGCUGCUCACCGAGCUGCUGUUCGAGAACGCCCUGAGCUCCCUGGAGCCGGAGGAGAGCGCCGCCCUGCUGGCCUGCCUGGUGUUCACCCAGAAAACGCAGGUGGUCCCGCACAUCACCAAGACCCUGCAGGAGGGUAUCAAGCAGGUGGUGGCGGUGGCCCAGCGGAUCGGGGACCUCCAGAGAGACUGCGGUAUCGGCCAGUCGGCCGAGGACUUUGUGGCUCAGCUGAAGUUCGGUCUGACCGAGGUGGUGUACUGCUGGGCCCGGGGCAUGCCCUUUGCGGAGAUCGCCCAGCUGACGGACGUGCAGGAGGGCACGGUGGUGCGCUGCAUCCAGCGUCUGGACGAGGUGCUGAAGGAGGUGCGGCAGGCCGCGCGCAUCAUCGGCGACUCUGUGCUGGGGAGCAAGAUGGAGCGCGCCUCCCUGGCCAUCCGCCGGGACAUCGUGUUCACCGCCUCCCUCUACACCCACUGAGGGAGGAAGAGCAGGAGGAGAGGAGGAGGAGGAGGAGAGCUCACCGCCUCCCUCUACACCCACU
Gadus chalcogrammus (walleye pollock) is the source of this 3969-nucleotide messenger RNA. It is a transcript of the gene skic2, whose product is annotated as SKI2 subunit of superkiller complex. The record is from RefSeq and is a predicted model, not a curated record. The transcript has 28 exons. The coding region runs from base 165 to 3905 and encodes 1246 amino acids. Gene Ontology annotation, biological process: nuclear-transcribed mRNA catabolic process, 3'-5' exonucleolytic nonsense-mediated decay. Gene Ontology annotation, molecular function: RNA binding; RNA helicase activity; ATP binding. Gene Ontology annotation, cellular component: Ski complex. NCBI's taxonomy places the organism in Eukaryota, Metazoa, Chordata, Actinopteri, Gadiformes, Gadidae.